CCCUGCGCAGGGCAGUGGCCCCGCUGGUGGACGAGCCCAUCACACCAAUCCCACCUCUGUAUCCUCCGCCUAGCGUCGACAAAAUGCGACCGAGGCGAUAUCCUUCCCGGGCUGCCUCCCACCCGUAUCUCUUCACAUUGAUGACCCUUACAGCGAUGGCAGAGCUGGGCCUCACCGCCUUUCUCAUAAGCGCAGGCAAUGAAAUAGCCACCUGGGCUACCCCUGGAUACUACCCUCUCUUGAUUAUGCUUUGUUUCGAUGCGGCAUGGACCGUCCUUUUUGCGGGUGCAUAUGUACUGUGGGUCGUGGAUGGUGCGGUGCACCUCCUUGCAAACAUCGCUAGCUCUGUCAUAUGGCUUCUGCUCACUUCGGUUCUCUGGGGUACCGGUGCCGGGUUAAUGCACCGCUCUCGCGCGGGUGUAAAUUGCCCCGAGCGUGCCUCGCUGUCGAGGUGCAGACAGACCGUUACAGUCGAGGCUCUUGGCUGGACCGAAUUCGGCCUCUGCUGUCUUACCUUGAGUGCGACGCUACUAUGGCUGAAGACUGGACUCGGGAAGAGAGGCAGUUACAUUCGUGACUCGAGAACUUAUGUGUAGCUUAGCGAAGUUGCGAUUUUGGCGUUGUCUGUCGGGACUACUUUGUAGGACAUGUAUGUACUGUGACGAUGUUGGCGCACCGAAUGUCAUGGAGACGAUGGCUGGA
This is a messenger RNA of Laetiporus sulphureus 93-53, 702 nucleotides long. RefSeq lists its product as uncharacterized. NCBI's taxonomy places the organism in Eukaryota, Fungi, Basidiomycota, Agaricomycetes, Polyporales, Laetiporaceae. Bases 84 to 596 code for a protein of 170 amino acids. The transcript is spliced from 4 exons. The record is from RefSeq and is a predicted model, not a curated record.